This is a messenger RNA of Neolamprologus brichardi, 4032 nucleotides long. RefSeq names its product chemokine (C-C motif) receptor 7 (gene ccr7). Gene Ontology annotation, biological process: G protein-coupled receptor signaling pathway; cell chemotaxis; calcium-mediated signaling. Gene Ontology annotation, molecular function: chemokine (C-C motif) ligand 19 binding; C-C motif chemokine 19 receptor activity; chemokine (C-C motif) ligand 21 binding. Lineage: Eukaryota; Metazoa; Chordata; Actinopteri; Cichliformes; Cichlidae. The record is from RefSeq and is a predicted model, not a curated record. Gene Ontology annotation, cellular component: membrane; external side of plasma membrane.
GUUAACAGUAAUCCUUUCUCUUGUACUUAGUCUCUCCAGUAUAAACGAUUGGUUGACUGAUUUAAGUGGCUUAAACCUGCAUUCUUUCUGACGACCAGGAGGGGGAGGGGCUGCUGGGACUGUGGUGGCAAAAAAAAAAAAAAGGACAUCAGGUUAUACAGAAACUUAUAGAAAAAGGGAACUUCUGUUUAAGAACUUUAGUUUUUUGUGUUAUUAAAAAGGUAAUUCUGUCAUUUCCAUUUGUAAUUAGAGUCAGAAAGGAUAUGCUCAUUAGCUAAUGGCUAAUGAUUUGUCAAUCACAAGUAGAGCAGAUUGAGUAGAGAGAAAGUGGCAGCUUAAGACAGACUGAUUCAGCUCCACAGAUACCAAAAAACAUGCAAUAAAGUCUUUAUAACAUUAUUUAACAGCAGAAUUCCCCAUAUAUAAACAAAGUCAAUUCUUGUCUUUUAUCAUGUGCAGCCACUUCUUGUGCAUUAAUUACCUGUAUGAAGGUGUGUAUGUGUUUGUUUCUGAGUAUUUUGAUGUUUUUGUUUAGCUUUUUUAAACAAACAGAUAUUUUUGAAUUCAUCUGCACGCUGCUUUUAAAUGCCUUACUUAAAAGCUGCACUGUUUGAUGACAGUACUGUAAAACAUUCACCAUGGCUCACUGCACUUGCAUAUGUCAUUUUCUCCUUUGCACAGUACAGGUAAGGGAAGUGGGUAACAUGUGAAGUAAUUGUUCUGAUUUCCUCUUCCUGUUUUUCAUAGCAGCAGUACCCAUCAUCCUGUUCAUCUCCGAUCCUGACACAGUAGGUGUUUCGAGUAACGCCACAGAUCUGGCAGGAGAUUUAAAUCUUUGUGCAAUGAUUUGUAAGGUUUCAGCCUCAUAAGAUUGGAAACGAAUCACCAUCCGAUUGACAGAUCUGAUGGUUUCUACGUGAAAGAUGAUACGGUGCAUUGUAGCAUGCCACGUUUGUACUGUGGUUAGUACUGCCUCAAGUGAAAGCAACAAACCACAACACCGCAGAGAGACAGGUGUGCAGAAAGCUAGUGCAGAUCUUGAGUUAAAAAAGCACCUCUGUAGGGUUUCACCUCAUGUCCAGCAUUAGCCCUGAAUGUCACAGUAACAGCAGCAAAUGUCAAUGAAAGCAAAACUAUCUUUCAGUAUGAACACAAAACAUUCAGAGAAUUCAUCUGUUUCAUUCAGCUCUAAGCAAAUGCUGAUUAUUAUCAGGUCAAAUACGUGUUAGCUCUUAGAUUAGUAUCUGCCGACUCCAACGUGUAGCUUUGAACUUCAGCCAUUCCUUAGGCGCAGAAUCACUCAAGUUCCUCUGAACUAACAUUUGAAAUUUUCACAGUGCUUUACGCAUCAACACCUACGACUUCUCAGUUAGAUACAAGGAACAAAGGGCUGUGCAAAGAAAUGUCAAUGUUGGCUAGUAGUGUUAACAAAUAAUUCAACGUGAUCAAAACCACCAAACCUGUGCUUUCUUUUUAUUCUAUAGAUCAUGUGUAGUGUUGCAUGGUAGAGUGAAGAUUUUGAAGAGGUUAUAAUCUCUUUAAAAAAUAAUAGAGAGUUGUAGUAAGUGGGUAGGGGUGUGUGUGAGUGUGUGUGAGAGAGUUAGGGAGAGAGAAACAAAGAACACCAACUGGCACGCACCAUCGUAGCUUGACUUCCAUCUAUAUUUCAUAUUAUAUCACUGCGCCAUUAAGUGAAGUUAGCUUUUGUGACAUGUGGUUUCACUUCACAUGUGGUGGUUACCACGUGAUGUGGUAUCAGGAAAAAAAAUUCAGAGACCUGUCAGUGAGAAUGAAGGGAAAGCACCAUCAAAUAGACAGAUCUGCGCGUGCAGCGGCUUUACCUGCAGUGAACUACCGUCAGCCAACAUGACUCCUCUCAGAGCUCUCCAGAACUUUCUGCCGACUGUGCUGGUAUGGUUAAUGACCUCCAAGCCUUGCUUGUCCGACGAUGGAAAUUACACAACCACUACAUUCACAGACUACAGCUUUUCCAGCUUCGAUUACAGUGACAUUCCUGAACUCUGUAAGAAGGAGUCCAAUCGCCAGUUCCGCUUCGUGUUUACGCCCAUCCUUUUCUCCAUCACCUGCUUCCUGGGGCUGGCAGGAAACAUGCUCGUCAUCCUCACUUAUCUCUACUUCAAGCGACUCAAGACCAUGACCGAUGUGUACCUGCUCAACUUGUCCUUCGCAGACCUGCUCUUCGCCCUGUCCCUCCCCUUUUGGGCAGCCAACUCCAUGGCAGAAUGGGUGCUGGGUAUAGGGCUGUGUAAAGCCAUGCACACCAUUUAUAAGGUUAGCUUCUACAGCAGCAUGUUGCUUCUGUCCCUCAUCAGUGUCGACCGCUACUUUGCCAUCUCCAAAGCGAUCUCUGCUCACCGCCACCGCUCCCAGGCAGUGAUUAUCAGCAAGUUGUCAUCAGCUUUGGUCUGGGUGUUGGCCCUGAUCUUCUCCGUGCCAGAAAUGGCAUACACCACCAUCAAUAACAAAACCUGCACCCCUUUCUCCAGCAACUAUGACCCACUUCGCAUCACCAUCCAGGCAACUCAGAUCGCUUUGGGUUUUGUCCUUCCUUUCUUGUUUAUGAUCUUCUGCUACAGCAGCAUCCUCAGGACCCUUUACUAUGCUCGUAGCUUUGAACGGAAUAAGGCCAUCAAGGUGAUUCUCGCUGUGGUCGCCGUCUUCUUGGUCUUCCAGACGCCUUAUAACGUGGUCCUGUUUUGGAACACAGUUGUUACAGCACGCGGAGUACAGAUCGACUGCAAAUACGAAAACAACCUCCUCUACGCCACCGACACGACCCAGAGUUUGGCCUUCCUGAGGUGCUGCCUGAACCCCUUUGUUUACGCCUUUGUCGGUACAAAGUUUCGUUACGACCUCCUGAAACUACUGAAAGAGUUUGGCUGCAUGAGCCAGGAGAGGUUCUUUAGGUAUACCUGCGGGAGGAGGCGGAGCUCAGUGCCCACUGAAACUGAGACCACCACCACAUUUUCUCCUUAAAACGGCGUCCGUGUGGAGGAGUCAGCACCUUCAGCUUAGUGUUACACACCUGCUUACAAAGAGCUAUGGACCAAUAUCAAAGCAUAUGUUUUUAUAUGUAGAUAGCUUAACUGGGACUUUUGUGGAGGACUGCACAAAUAAGCUGAACGAAAUUUGGCUCAAUCUUAAUUUUAUGUCGCUGCUUGAAAAAAAAUCUGAAUGACUCAAAUGGAUUUCCAGAUGUUUUUCUGCUCUCCUUGUUUUUGUAUAUUUGUUCUAAGGUAGAAUAUUUCAAGAUAUUUGUGAUCUUAAAGAAAAAUGUCAACAGUAUUAAACACCUUACCACACAGUGUUGCAAACAACAGAAAAGUGCAUUUUUAGUUAAAAAUACGUUAGAUAUACACAGCAGAAGUUUGAUCUACAUAGAUUUUCUUUCUUUUUAUCACCCGAGUUUAUUUCUGUCUGUAUCUGUUAAACAACUUUCAUGAUCAUUUUUGCAUUUGCUACAAUGUAUAUUAUUUCAAAAAGUCUGUUUGUGCUUGUUAUUCAAAGCAGGGUAUAUCAAAUCAAACUAAAGUCAGCUGUGUACCUUUUAUUUGUACUUUUCUCUGCCAUUUGUAAAUAGCCCAGAUUAUCAAAACAAGAUUAAAUAUAUUAAAACAAGAUUUCAGGUGCACUUAUUACGUCAAAAAUAGCGAUGGCAUAUUCAGAGAAAUUACAAUUAAAAAUGUGCACUUUGUCAUACUUCAUAUGCUAGCUGCACAGGAUCUGUUGUUCUUUUUUGUCCUGUAUAUAGCGUUCCAACACUGGAAGCUCACAUUAAUCCCUGCGAGCUAAAAGCUCAGGCUUCAGAUGUCACUCACCUGCUCUCCAAUAUCAGUUUGCAAGGGGCAGCCAAUCAGAAAAAAGGUGAUGUUAAAGCAUGAUUCAGAUAGCGUAUGAAGGUCCAGGAUAAACACAUAAUGCAUAGGAUAAAUAAAGAUUAUUCUGAAUUUUGAAUCAUGUAAAGUUACUCUAGUAUCUACAGUCGUAAAAUAAUAAAAAUAUUAAGUUGGA